GAGGAGAAGCAGCAUCUCUGGGCAGGCGAAUUAUGCAUGCACUAAGCGAGCUCUGAGAGAAUGGCUGUGGAAGCUAUCCACUGCAGCCUCAGUCCAAAUGGUAUCGAUCUCUCUGUGUGUACUGAAGGAAUUAGCCUGCAACUUGAAGAUGAGAGAGUGGAACCAACCUCACUUAAGAAAGAAACCUCUAAGUUGCCUGAGUUGAAAGAAACUCUCCAGAGACAGUCCCUGGAAUCAGAAGCAUCUAAGUUUCAUAUUGUGAAGCUGACAAAGCCAGUGGCCCUUUGGACUCAGCAAGAUGUAUGCAAGUGGUUGAAGAAACAUUGCCCUAGUCAGUAUCAAAUCUACAGUGAGUCGUUCAAACAGCAUGACAUAACUGGCCGUGCACUGCUCAGGCUUACUGACAAAAAGCUUGAGCGAAUGGGGAUUGCUCAGGAGAGCUUACGUCAGCACAUUUUGCAGCAAGUGCUCCAGCUGAAAGUGAGGGAGGAAGUUCGAAAUCUGCAGCUACUCACACAAGAAUUUUCUAAAUCCCCUGACUGGAAGCUGGCAAAGGCAGAGCAACACCUUGUACAGAGACCAAACUUGCAACCACUUCAGAAGCCUCGACAGAGAGUUCCCCAUAAACCUCACCAACCUCUAAAGCGGCGGUCCUGCCAGAUGAUAUAGAAGCGAACUUUUCCAUCUGAAAGAAUGAUAGUAAUAUUUUUUUAAAAGAAACCUAAGAAAUGGCACUGCCAGAAGACAACAGCCACCAAGAACUGGACCCAAAUCCAACUGAUCUGGUUAACACGAUAAGUAUUGAAUAGCCUCUGAUUCGCUGAUGGAAUCCCAGCGUGACAUGUAACCAACAAUAGAACUCUUUCCACCUAAUAGUUGGUGGGGUUUUUUUUAACACCGGAAAACUGUUUCCAGUUUCAUCACUGUGCGUGAACUUUAUAUUCCCAUUAGGGAACUCUUUGUGACCUUCACUAAAGAGGUUUGGGUUUAAUUGAGUUUUGUUUUUAGCAUGGCAAACAAUGGAUUAUAUUAUAUAUGCAGAUUGCAUGGUGUUUUUUAUGGGACCGGUAGUUCCAAUUCCGCACAUCCAAAUGUUCACCAAUAACCCUUUUCCCUAGCCCCCGAUAGGAACGUAGAAAUAUUUUGUGUUAGUGAUACACGGAAUGAUAUCCUGUUUUACGGUAUCUGCAAUCCAUACAUGGUCUCCACACAGACAUUCUAGCCAAUUUGGUGUGUUAUGGGAAUGUUUCAGGUACCUGCAUUGAGAUUUAUACCUUUGCGUGACUCACCAUGUACAUUGCUUCAGUAGCAAAGUUGGCUUGGUAGCUCACCUGGAUAUUGUCAUGGCUGUUUUGACUCUCCACUUGUAGAAGUAGUAGAAUGAGAGCACGUAUGUUCCUUUACUGCACCUACUCUCCAAAACGACAAGUAAGAUUAUAUUUCUGUUGCUUUGAUGCAUGUUAAAUAAUAGAGAAGAAAUUAAUGGAGAUAAAAGAUUGCUGUCUUGUUGCAAGAAUCCCCUGCAAUUGAAGACACAUGUAACAUUUCAGUAGCAACGUGGCCAGUCCGAAAACAUUCUCAUUGCACACUGUAGAAAUGCAGAGUUUUCUACUACACAGUCGUAGCAAAAGCCAGCUAUAAAAAGCGCUGAUCGGUUAGCAUAGGUGAGUUAUUUCUGGCUGUUUAAAAUGCUUGCUUGUUUUCGAUAGAACAGACAAAAAUACAAAUAGCGAACUGAUAAAUGAUUACUGUCUUACUCCAUAAGCCAUUUUAAUUCUUUUUUCCUUUGAAGGCACAUGCCCCAUUUAAAGUAGUAUAAACAGAGUAACAGAUUGAGCUUUGGGCUUGCUAGUAGUGCAAAGCAAGGGUGAAAUUCAUCCGGUUCCUACUGGAUUGCACGAUACAGUAGGGCCGACUGCGCGAAGCUCCGCCCACCCACAUGGACGUCAUAAUGUCCCUCUUUUGAGAUGAUUUUCAGCCUCUGCGCAUGCGCAGAAGGCUUUGCGGCACACGCAGAUUUGUGAACCAGUAGGGAAGGUAAGUGAAUUUCACCCCUAGUGCAAACCUAUUAUAGUGAGUACCCACUACUGUGUUAGUGGUAUAUUUAUCUUCCCUCCUGGAAGUGACUCAUUGAAAAUUAGAACGUCUGCUUUUUAGGGUGCAUCUAGAGAAAUGUUAAAGAUAAUGAAGGCAGACCACAACUUUUUGCAGGAAAAUAGGGUGAUUGUCCAUCAAGAUCUUCCUAGUUUCUUUCUAAAAUAGAAUUGCAUUUGUUCAAGUAUGUUCUUAAGCAGUUCUGCCCAAUGACAUUUUCUUCCAUUGACAUCCAACUGAGUCUUGGGAUUCACUUUUUGUUGUUGUUGUUGUUGUUCAUCUGGUGUGCCAUAUUGACCUCAAAUUCUUUUUCAAUCAGCUAUCAGCCAGAGUGAGCAAGCCAAAAUUUCACAGGCCAAGGAUAUGUUGAAAUCUCAAUCAUCUUGAAUAGUGCACUUAAGGAUAAUUUAUGCUACAGAUAGGUAUCCACAAAUAUAUUAUGUUUUGAAUCUAUCUUGACCCUCAGCUUUAUACCUGAGAUCUGUUUGGGGGGGUUUUUUUGCUCUCACAAACGAGUUUGAACAGAAAUGUUUACUUUUCACAUAACUGUAGCCGGCUUAAGACUGUUGCAACUAAAAUGAGCUCUGCUCUCCAUUAUUCUUUGUCCAGGUUUCCAGAACACGGCAGGUUGUGGUUUAAUUUUUAUCCUUACCAAUUCUGAGUCAGUGCUUUCCCGUACAACUUUUGUUCCUUCAUGUCUUCUGGAAACAAAACCCCUUUCUAGCAAAAAAAAAAAAAAGCAUGGUAGCAUCCGUAGAAAAGAAGUGUCUGAUUCCACUUGUCCCUAAAUCAAGCAAUGAUAGAUCUUCAGUUGAACUUUCUCCUGCUUGAUAGACUGUUACAAACUUGUGUGGUUUUCACGCACAAACACAGACACACACUUUUGCUGUGCAAUUCAUACUUUUCAACUUGUCAGUGUUUCAAGAUGUACUUGAAGCUAUUUUAAGAGAAGAGCGGCUUAUGUCCCUGCAUGGAUCCUGAACUAUUCAUCUCUAUUUCUUCUUUGAAAUUUUGUUGAAGAUUUCUCCCUAGUCUAAAUCAGGGGUGUCAAACUGAAGACCGGGGGGGCAGAUCCGGCCCACAGGGUGCUUAGAUCCCACCCAUGGGGCCACCCUGGAAAGAACGAAGGAUCGGCCUCUGGUGCCUCUGCCAGCGAAAAUGGGCUCCUGAGCUCCAUUUUCGGCUGGGACAGCCUCCUGCAACCCUCUGCCAAUGAAAACGGAGCUCAGGAGCCCAUUUUCACUGGCAGAGCACUCGGGCCACCACAGGCGCCCUGACACGAGUGACGUCAAGCUGACCACGCCCACCCCAGUCACACCCACCCCAGAUCCUUGAGGUCAAACACAACCCUGAUGCAGACCUCAAUGACAUGGAGUUUGACACCCCUGGUCUAGAUGUUCCAAUGGCUCGUGAAAGCCUUCACAACAGGAGUAAAUCCAAAGUCAGUCACGUCUAGACACAUUUUAGGUUUCAACAGAACUUUGAUAUGGAUAAACCACUUUCAAGGAGAAAUUUUUCUCUGUUGUGAUUAUUUGUGAAGGUUUUCAUAAUGUGUUGCCAGCAUAUGACAGAUCACUUUAGUUCCAGGGAUGUCCACUCAGUGUAGUUUUUUUAAAAAAAAUUGUCAAGAUAGGAGCUAUUGAAGUUCUGUUUGGUUUUUAUGUGUGUUACCAUGUGACACACAUUCAAUCAAUCAAGUUUAUGACAGUUAAAGACCAGAGAUCAGAACAAAUUUUAAAAAAACAAAACCUCAAGGAGUAUCCAGUUUAAAAUUCUAGAAUAAAGUAAUAAAUAACUGGGAUAAAAUCUAUAUUAAAAUCACAAUUUGGCAUCCAAUCUGUCAGUUACACAUAGCCUAACUAUACUAUAGUAUCAAUCCUUAAAUAGUGAGCCCCAUAGUUAUUAAAUACUAAAAUACAAAAGAGUAGUAAUGCAAAAGUGAUUGCUACAUUAGUUGUGUAAAAUAGCUAUGGUGGAUUAAUUACCUGUUUCCGAUGAAUCCCCAGUGCUGCUGUGCAGAAUCUGGCCACUUGCACUAUAAUCACAGUUACACACAUUAAAAAUGGGCAUAGUUUUGCAUAUUGUGUGUUUCCUCAACUUUUUUUUUUACUGUGCCCUCUAGACAUCCUUAUUUAGUUAUGAGGCUCCUAUAUUUGCAGUCUUCACAGAGAAAAGAUGGUGUGUGUCUUAUUACAUGAAGAAAAAAAAUACGUCCAAAUAUUAAAAAUGUUGGAGCAAGAAAGUAGCAAGGAAAAAGAGCAAUAGGAUUAAAGUAAUAUUCCAGGAAAAAAAAUCAAUUGCUAUUAGUCUUAGACAAGACAGUCACCAAUAUUAAACUCUAACAAAGAACCAGAUCUACAAUCAGUGCCUCAGAUUAUUAUCAGCUGUGGUGACAAACUUACUUGCAUGUGCCUCAGUAGAAUUACUACUUAGACUUUUUCAGCACAUUUUUUCCCCUUUCAUCAAUGGUUUAUUGUAUACACAGGUUCCUUUAAUCAGCUUCCUCUCUUAACAAUCCAUCUGCAGAUUCCACUGUCCAAGAAAAUAGGUCGAGGCCUGCUAGAUCAGAUCUCACUGUUAGUCCAACGUAAUAUUUUCAACUCAGAUCAGCUAAUAGCCUCUGAACCCGUAGGGCCUAAAAAUCUUCAUCUGUGCUUCCAGUUUCUGGAAUGUAUAUAUCUUAGAGUCCUGAUCUCUUCCGUUCCCCUUCAGUUUUCAACAGAAUUGUAUCUGAUACCUGCCUGAAAGAAUAAUAAUAAAUUUGACAAGACGGGCCAGAGCAGAGUUCAGAUUUUGAAUGAAGAAGGUCCUAACUUCAAUCACCAGCAACUUAAGUUAAUCGAAUCUCAGGUAGUAGGACUGGAAAAGACUACAACUGUCAGAUCUAGGAUGCAAAAAUCAGAAUGACCACUAUAUGGCAGUAUAAGGUUACGUAUUUUUCUGAAUCACUACACUAGGGACCAGCACAAAGAAGGACUAGGGGAGACAUGAUAGCAGUGUUCCAAUAUCUCAGGGGCUGCCACAAAGAAGAGGGAGUCAAGCUAUUCUCUAAAGUACCUGAGGGUAGGACAAGAAGCAAUGGGUGGAAACUAAUCAAGGAGAGAAGCAACUUAGAAUUUAGGAGAAAUUUCCUGACAGAACAAUUAAUCAGUGGAACAACUUGCCUCCAGAGGUUGUGAAUGCUUCACCACUGGAAGUUUUUAAGAAAAUGUUGGAUAACCAUUGGUGUAGGCAGGGUCUCCUGCCUGUGCAGGGGGUUGGACUAGAAGACCUCCAAGGUCCCUUCCAACACUAUUAUUCUAUUUUAUUUAAAAAAAAAUUGGUAGAGCAGCCAUGAAGGCCUUGGAAAGGACCAUCCAACCUUGUUAUGUGUUUGUACCUAGAAAGAUAAACAUUGUGCAAGCCAUGGUAUUCUCUGUAUUCUAUGGAAGUGAAAGUUGGACUUUGAGAUAGCAAGAUAAGGAAAAAGCAUUGACACUUUUGAACCUUAGUGUUGAAGAAGACCCCUGAGAGAAUUGUGGGCAGCCCAAAAAACAAAUUAAUGGAUCAUUAAACAAAUAGACCCCAAGUUCCCACUGGAAGCAGAAAUGUUUCCUACGCUGGAGGCUCAAGGAGUCAUACUUCAGGCACAUUAGAUCGAGACUACAAUUGAAGUAGUCCUCAACUUACAACAUUUAGUGACCGUUUGAAGUUGCAACGGCACUGAAAAAAGUGACUUACGACCAUUUUUCACGCUUAUGACCGUUGUAGCAUCCCCAUGGUCACGUGAUUUACAUUCAGAUGCUUGGCAACUGGUUCAUAUUUAUGACAGUUGCAGUGUCCCACAUGGGUCAUGUGACCCCCUUUUGUGACCGUCUGAGAAGCAAAGUCAAGGGGGAAGCCAGAUUGAUUUAACAACCAUGUUACUAAUUUAACAACUGCAGUGAUUCACUUAACAGAUGUGGCAAGAAAAGCCGUAAAGUGAGAUGAAAGUCAGUUAGCAAAUUUCUCACUUAGCAACACAAAUUCUGGGCUCAGUUGUGGUCAUAGGUCGAGGACUACCUGUACUGGGAAAGAUGGAGGGAAAGAGAAGAGGACAACUAGCAGCAAAGUAGAUAGAUUCUGUUACAGUAUCAGGGAAUACAUCAUUGGAACACCUGAGAGAUCAGAUUACAACUAGAUCACCAUGGAGAAAGUCUGCAUCAUUACUAGGAAUCCAAAAUUACCGUAUUUUUCGGAGUAUACGAUGCACCUUUUUCCCCCAGAAAAGAGGGUGAAAAUCUGGGUGCGUCUUAUACUCCGAAUGUAGCCCCGCCCAGCUUCUCAGACAGAGGUUUCAGAGGUUGAAAAAAGCAUCAGAAACGGAGCUUCAGAAAAAAAGCCCCAAACGGAGCUUCACAGAGCUUAGGAAAAAAAAACCCAAAUGGAGCUUAGAAAAAAAGCCCAAACGGAGCUUCAGAGGCUUUUUUUAUGAAUUUCUGUUUUGGAGGCUUUCAGAGACAGAAAAAAGUUUUUUUUGAAAUGGAAUUUCAGAGGCAGGAAAAAAAAGCUCAAAAAAAAAAGCAAGGCACAGAGUUCACAACCAAGGAACCUGUUGCUAAAAUUCACCUCUGGGAACAGCUGAUUGGGGGUAUUCCGGGAGGCCGAUCCACCUGCCAAUCAGCUUUUUUCUUAUUUUCCUCCCCCAAAAGUAAGGUGCAUCUUAUACUCCGGUGCAUCUUAUAUGCCGAAAAAUACGGUAUUUGAAGGUACGCCAUCAAAUCUUUGGUGUCAUCUGGUGGUCUUCUAUUUUCCUGCAUUCCAGAUCUGUUAGUUGUAGAAAAGACUUCUGCUUAAGGUUUAGAAGAAAUCUUGCUAGUUUGGCGGAGAUGAUUCUACGUUAGACAGACCAAUGAUCUUAUUCAAUAUAUUCAGUGUCAUUUAUUCAUGUAGCAACAGCAGAAACAUAACUGCACGCAGUGAAACUUGAAGCUUCAGUUCUGUUCCUCAAUAUAAAUAUUGUCCAUUUCCGUGUUUACUUUUCAAUAUUUGAAUACUGUAGCUGCAUCUCACCUUACCUUCCAUUUAAUCUUUUCACAACUGGUUCUUAAUAUUUUCAUUGUGGCACUAGUAUUGCUCUUUCCAAAUUCUCAAAUAUCAGUGGCCAGCUAUAGCUACUCAUUGAUUUGAUUGUGCAAAUCACACUUGCCUGCAUGGCUGCUCUUAACUUCUUGAAUUUCCCGAUGGAGUUCAUUUUUGCCCUGCAAAGUUUGAAUUCAUGUAAACCAAUGGUUCUCAACCUUUUCUUCACCUUUUGUGGCCACAGACCAUGGCCACCAAGACUUAAGAUUUAAGGCACUAGGCUGCACCAAGCCUUGGAGACCCCCUGGGACAACAUUGUGUGCCUCCCCCGGGCUCUGUGGGCCACAGGUUGAGAACCACCGAUAUAAACAAUUGAUUGGUUUCCUAAGUACCUACACUUCAACUAGAGACCACCUCCAGUAAUGCAGAGCCAAACACUUAAAUUUACUACUAAUACUUUCUAAAGAAAUCCCAGCUGCCCAAUGUACAUUUUGAAGGUCUAUGCCUGAUCACAUUCACUAGAAAUUCUGAGAGUUAUAUUCCCAAUCUAGAAUAUAGGUGCCAGCAUGGAGGACUUACUAUUAAGCAUUUUAUUCUGCUUCUUGAUGAUGAUGAUGAUGCAUCCCUACAGGAUGAGUUCAUUACCAAAAGGUGCAGCAACUAUUAUUUACGGUUAAAUAGGUCUCAAAUGUACAAAAAUUCUCAGGUGUUACUUUAAUCCAAAGCUAGAACUGAACAUUGGGUUGUGUACAAUAGCUCAUAUUUUGCUUGAACUUUGGGUGGAUAAGCUUCUAAAAUGUUUCUCCAAGUUCUACCAAAUUUUCUUCUGCUCCAUUGUUAUUAUUGUUGACAACUGCUUUCUUUUAGGAUAAAAUUAAGCACAUCCAAGUGGUUUCAACAGAACAGAUGUAAGCCUAUGUUUAAGUCUCUGGUUUUUUUAAAAAAAAGUUUUUAACUUCAGCAAGAGUGCAUUAUUUCAUUUAAACCAACAGUUCUUGAGUCUGGUCUCUCAUAAAAUGACCAGUGGGGAGUAUUUAUUUCUCAUGGGCCUCAGGCAAAUAUAGAAUGCAUUCUGACAUGCAGUCUGGUCAAAUAUGUCUUUAUUACCAUGAAAUUAAAAUAAA
Ahaetulla prasina is the source of this 8258-nucleotide messenger RNA. It is a transcript of the gene SAMD12, whose product is annotated as sterile alpha motif domain containing 12. The record is from RefSeq and is a predicted model, not a curated record. The transcript is spliced from 6 exons. Gene Ontology annotation, molecular function: protein binding. Bases 61 to 669 code for a protein of 202 amino acids. Lineage: Eukaryota; Metazoa; Chordata; Lepidosauria; Squamata; Colubridae. Gene Ontology annotation, biological process: cell surface receptor protein tyrosine kinase signaling pathway. Gene Ontology annotation, cellular component: cytoplasmic side of plasma membrane.